Messenger RNA from Equus caballus (horse), 1651 nucleotides. NCBI's taxonomy places the organism in Eukaryota, Metazoa, Chordata, Mammalia, Perissodactyla, Equidae. The record is from RefSeq and is a predicted model, not a curated record.
CGGCGAGGGGCGCGCGGGUGCGCGUGCGGGCGCGGGGUGUGUGCCCGCGCCGUGCCCCCUGCGCGUGCUGCCAGGCGGGCGCCGGCGUGAGUCACGGCCCUGCUGCCUUUAUAACGGCCGCGAGGCGCGCGGAGCCGCCCGCCCGACCGCUGCUCCGCGUUCCGGCGAGCGCGCCCGGCCCGCGCCCCCAACGUCCCCCAACCGCCGGCCAGGCCCGAGGGCGCCAUGAGGAGCCCGCGCUGCGCCCCGCUGCUGCUCCUGCUGCUGCUGCCGCCGCUGCUGCUCACGCCCCCCGCCGGGGACGCCGCCGUCAUCACCGGGGCCUGCGACAAGGACCCCCAGUGUGGUGGAGGCAUGUGCUGCGCUGUUAGUAUCUGGGUUAAGAGCAUAAGGAUUUGCACACCUAUGGGCAAAGUGGGAGACAGCUGCCAUCCGCUGACUCGUAAAGUUAGUUCCAUUUUUUGGGCGGAGAAUGCAUCACACGUGUCCAUGUAUGCCGGGCUUAGCUUGUUUACGGACUUCGUUUAAUCGAUUUAUUUGUUUAGCCCGAAAGUAAUCACUUUGGAGUAGAAACUUGAAAUGUGAACAGCCGCACGAUGUCUGUAAAGUCUAUUUACUUGUGAUUGUGCCAAACAAGUAAGAUGCCAGAAAGAAAUGCUGUUGCUUCCUCAACUUUCCAAGUAACAGUUCUAGCUUUGAUUUUUAAAUGAUGGUUUUUUUAAAUUGAAAGAGGAUUUUAAUUUUGGACAGAAAUGUAAAGUGCAAGGCAUUAUGGAACCAGUUCUCGUUUCCCUGUUUGUGUUUUGGUUUGGUUUUGCUUUUUUUUUUUUUAAUGCCAAUAACUCACCCAUUUUCACAAAAAUGAGGAGAACAAGAAUUUGAUAUUUUGUUACAGAAACUUAUUUUUCCUUAAACCCCUGUCCCCAAGCCCUGGCCCCAGAUACACACACACACACACACAGCCCUUUGAGUCUCGUCUCUCACUCGUCAAGGAAUUUUAAGUCUGUCACUUUAUUCUUUGCCAUUUCCCUCUCUGACCUUCUAGCAUUUUAAAGUGUGCGCGUGGGGUCCAUGUCCUUUAACUUGCUGGCAGAAUCACUGACAAGAAUCAAGCUUUUUGCUUGAUACUUAAACAGUGGAAAGAGUCUAGUGGAACCAGCUGCUCCAGACUUCUCUUCUGUGGGGUGGAGGUUGGGGUGCUUCUGAAUUUCCACUGAACUUGCCUCUGAGAUGGACUUCAGGUCUGCUGUUUGACUGGGGGGAGGACAGGAGGCAUGGAAAGUCAAAUUAGUCCAGAUUUGUAGAUUUGGGGUUUUUUUUUUUUGAAGGCUUUUCUAAUACAAGAUUACUUUUAUUUCUCUUUCUCUUUAUAAAACUUUUUUUAAAGUCUCAUAGUUAGAGAUGUUCCAGAAAAUGUCACUUGAAGAGGAAGUAUUGAUUUUAAUCUGGCAUAACACUAGUUACCAUUUUUAAAUCGGUAUUACGUUGUAAUUUAAACUUUAUCUGUAACCAAAAGGUCUGUUGUAAUGGAUUGCCUGACAUCCUGCCAUUUGUACCUGUAUCAAUAUUGUGUAAAAAUUCUGUAUCAGAAUAAUGACAGUAUUGUAUAUCAUUUGAUUUAUUUUAAUAUUAUAUCCUUAUUUUUGUCACA